Molecule: messenger RNA, 2433 nt
Organism: Penicillium maclennaniae
Lineage: Eukaryota; Fungi; Ascomycota; Eurotiomycetes; Eurotiales; Aspergillaceae
Product: response regulator
Exons: 3
Coding region: 1-2433 (810 amino acids)
Biological process (GO): osmosensory signaling via phosphorelay pathway
Cellular component (GO): Mcs4 RR-MAPKKK complex
Molecular function (GO): protein kinase activator activity; phosphorelay response regulator activity
Source: RefSeq, a predicted model, not a curated record
AUGCCAGAGAGACGUCUAUCGCGUCUGCUGAAGGCAAAACUGCUUCGACGAUCAUCGACGCCCGCGGUUCCCAAAGCGGGCAACGGGGCGGACCCGUGUGUCCACCCAAAUUCAACCUCUCGCAUCUCCAACCAUCGCGCUCUACAACCCCUCGACUCCGCCAGCGAGAAAUUCCCGUACAGCGUCGUUGCUUCGCCUCCCGAACCCUCCUUUGACGAGCCCAGUCCUGGCUCUGCUCUCGACCGGCAGGGACGCGCGGUCGAGCCUCGGCACCCGGACGAGCCUUAUCCUUCCUCUCCCUCGUUCCAGCUUCAUCACCAGCGCAAGGAUCGCAACAAUACUCCUCCACCAACCGAUUCUAAUCUCUCGUCGCUGCAUACUCCUCUCACCGAAGAGGCUCCUUCUCCUAUCUCGACUCCACUUCAGACGCCCCAGCAUUCCGACGAUAAUUCCUUCCAGUCUGCCAACGCCAAACUUCGAGCGGCGACUCCGAGCGACCUUCCAUUGACACCGGCUUUAGAAACCGUCCUUGAGCGAGGUUUGGACACUACUCAAUCGCCGUCCACGUUUUUUCCUCCUUCUGCGAGCAAGCGACCCAGCCUUGCAGUUCGUCGACAAUCUUUGCUCCCAGCGUCCCAUCAGGAUUUGAUCAGUGGACUGGUGGAACCGAAUCAAUUCUUUCCCGGCGAUUAUUACCCUGCUCGUGCACCUGAACCCACGAACGAGAUGGUUCAACGCCGAGUCUGGGUCAAACGGCCAGGUGGCUCCGCCACCCUCGUCCCAUGCAUGGAGGAUGCAGUUGUGGAUGAAUUGCGAGACCAGGUCAUCAUGAAAUAUGUCAACUCUUUAGGAAGAAACUUCGACUCGCCAGAUAUCGUGAUUCGGAUACAUGCGCGAGAAGGUUCGAAUAGACAGGCGCAUGCUGAACGUUUGCUGAGCCCCGAGGAGGUCCUUUUCUCUGUCCUUGAUUCAUACUAUCCUGGAGGUCAAUCAAUAGAUGAGGCGCUGGUGAUUGAUGCUCCAUCACGCCGGACGCCGAAGCCUUCGCCCCGUCACGCAGUUUAUCACCAUCAUCAACCGGGUGAACAUGGCGACUAUUUUCCUCUGAUGCCAGCUCAGCCGAACCCUACGCCACCCGGGCACCCCUCGGCAUCAGCACAGCCUAAUGCGCCUUCUAUAUCAAUUCUGACCACGGGGGUCGUCCCUCCCUUGCCGUCACCGGGUGGUCGUGGUUCACGGCAUCACCGCCGGCCUCCACUUACUAGACACACAACUAACUCUCCAACAAUUCACGGUCAAGGAGUUACCGUCACAGGUAUGAUCAGCUUGACUAAUUUCCAGAAGAAGCCGGCAUUUCUCCUCAUGCUCAAAUCCCCCCCGCCUGCUCCAACACAGAAUGUCCCAACCCCUCCGGCGCCUCUGCCCGACUCUCCCCAGACCAAAACACAUACACCGCCCGUACCACCGGUCGCGUCUCCGCGAACGCUUCGCAAAUCGAAGGGUGCCGCAUCACCUGGUGCGGUUUUCGGUGGAUUGAUCGAUGGAACAGUGCCGCCAAUCAACGUUUUGAUCGUGGAAGACAAUAUUAUCAACCAAAAGCUUCUGGAGGCGUUCAUGAAACGAUUGAGUGUGCGCUGGAAGUGUGCAGCCAACGGCGAGGAGGCCGUACGAAAGUGGCGUCAGGGCGGGUUCCACUUGGUGCUUAUGGAUAUCCAAUUGCCCGUGAUGAACGGCUUGGACGCUACUAAGGAGAUCCGCCGUCUUGAACGUCUGAAUGGGAUUGGUGUCUUCCCAAAAAAUGCAUCUGGUCGCUCGAGCGCAUCAAGUGCCGCUACUACCCCGAUGGAAGAUCGACGACCUAGUUUGCAUCGCUCUGUCAGCGAGGAAGAUACAUUGUCUGAUUUGUCAUUGUUCCGGAGUCCGGUCAUUAUUGUCGCCUUGACGGCUAGCAGUUUGCAAAGUGAUCGUCAUGAAGCUUUGGCCGCUGGCUGUAAUGAUUUCUUGACCAAGCCCGUUGGAUUCCCGUGGCUAGAACAGAAAGUCACCGAAUGGGGCUGCAUGCAAGCUCUCAUCGAUUUCGAAGGCUGGCGGAAAUGGCGUGGAUUCAUGGACUCUCCCCGUUCCUCCUCGCCUGGUUUCGAAAGCGCCGCUAGCCCAAUGCAAGGUGGCAGCCACCAAGAAUUUGGAUCCCAUACACAACUGGCGUCGCCACUCGUUAACCGAACUAAUGCCAAGCUGCCUCGCCAUAAAUUGCAAAGACCUCAUCUGCCCGAUGCGGGUGAAAUCUUGCGCGAGGACUCUUGGGGCAGCGGGAGCGGUGCGGAUACUGCCGAUACUGGAGACUCCGUCAGUCCCUCAGUGGAUCCGCAACCUUCUUCAGUUCCUGAAGUGGCCGGGGAAUCUCCCGAAGAACCUGCUCCGAGUGAGCAAUAA